Kwoniella botswanensis is the source of this 786-nucleotide messenger RNA. RefSeq lists its product as uncharacterized. The transcript has a single exon. The record is from RefSeq and is a predicted model, not a curated record. NCBI's taxonomy places the organism in Eukaryota, Fungi, Basidiomycota, Tremellomycetes, Tremellales, Cryptococcaceae. Bases 1 to 786 code for a protein of 261 amino acids.
AUGAGCACUCAAAUAUCUGAUCUGCAAGCCAAAGUGGCGAACACUCUUACAAGGUUUGCCAAAUCCAGUUCCAACAAGACAACAGGCCCAAGUUCCUCUCAACAUCUAUUCGACGGCAGGUCAAUGUCUGAUUUUGAAGAGUUCUCAGAAGCAAUCACACUAGGUCAAGUGUUCUCAUACGAAUUUGGAACUGUGGUCGAAAGCUGUAAAACCUUCUGUAAGGUAUUCAGCGAAGAAUGGGAUAAACCCUCUAAUCAAUCGAUCAGAGAUAAAAUCAUUACAGAUAUCUCAACAUCGUGCGGACAAGGACAAUCAGAGUCUGAUACGAGUACUACUGAUAUAAAUAUUAGGAACAUCACUAAUUCGAUUGAGUUCAAGAGGGAAUACGCAAAAGCGUUAUUUCAAAGUGAUAUACCGCGGAUUAGAAAUAGUUUCUCAUCUGCCAAAAAUCAUUACGAUCAAACUUAUUUCUUUUACCCUAAACCAACUUUUACGAUGGCCGUUGCUCAAUCCCUCGCGGCGUACGAUAGUCAUCAAGCUCCGUCUGAGCAGUAUCUCAUUAGCGGGUUGACGAAAGAAGAAGCUGAACUUAGGGAGAUAAUCGGUUUUAUGGAUCAUUUCAGGUCAUUCGAUAAUCAAAGUCAAACCCAGACAUGGACAAACUUCAAUACUGAUUAUGGAAGACUUUCAGGGUGGUUGGACAUACUGAAUAGGCGACAAAUAUUCGCGAAGGGUGUCAAGUCUUGUAUGGCUCCUCAACACGCCAAUAAUAGCGUUCAGAAGUGA